Neogale vison (American mink) is the source of this 3508-nucleotide messenger RNA. RefSeq names its product PP2A Aalpha (PPP2R1A) and B55A (PPP2R2A) interacting phosphatase regulator 1 (gene PABIR1). The transcript has a single exon. The record is from RefSeq and is a predicted model, not a curated record. Gene Ontology annotation, biological process: mitotic G2/M transition checkpoint. Lineage: Eukaryota; Metazoa; Chordata; Mammalia; Carnivora; Mustelidae. Gene Ontology annotation, molecular function: protein serine/threonine phosphatase inhibitor activity. Gene Ontology annotation, cellular component: nucleus; cytoplasm. The coding region runs from base 86 to 949 and encodes 287 amino acids.
GGCGGCGGCGGUGGCCCUGGCCCUGGACUGCGGGGAAUGGGAGUCCUAGGUCUCUGAGCGCCGCCCCCGCCUCCCUGCCCCCGACAUGGCUCAGGAGAAGAUGGAGCUAGACCUGGAGUUGCCUCCGGGUACUGGCGGGAGCCCGGCGGAGGGCGGCGGCAGUGGCGCCGGCGGGGGCCUCAGGAGGUCUAACAGCGCCCCCCUGAUCCACGGCCUCAGUGACACUUCGCCGGUGUUCCAGGCCGAGGCGCCGAGCGCCAGGCGGAACAGCACAACGUUCCAGAACCGCCACGGCCUGCUCCUGCCGGCCUCCCCCGUCCGCAUGCACAGCAGCCGCUUGCACCAGAUCAAGCAGGAGGAGGGCAUGGACUUGAUCAACCGAGAGACCGUCCACGAGCGCGAGGUGCAGAACGCAAUGCAGAUAAGCCACUCCUGGGAGGAAAGUUUCAGCCUGAGUGACAACGACGUGGAGAAGUCCGCCUCCCCGAAGCGCAUCGAUUUCAUUCCGGUGUCCCCAGCGCCGUCGCCCACCCGGGGGAUCGGGAAGCAGUGUUUUUCACCCUCCUUGCAAAGUUUUGUGAGUAGCAACGGAUUGCCUCCGAGCCCCAUUCCCAGCCCAACGACUCGAUUUACUACCCGGAGAAGCCAGAGUCCCAUCAAUUGCAUUAGACCAAGUGUUCUUGGACCAUUGAAAAGAAAAUGUGAAAUGGAAACUGAGUAUCAGCCAAAGAGAUUUUUCCAGGGCAUCACCAACAUGCUUUCUUCUGACGUUGCACAGCUGUCAGAUCCUGGCGUGUGUGUAUCGUCGGAUACCCUCGACGGAAACAGCAGCAGUGCGGGAUCGUCGUGUAACUCACCAGCGAAAGUCAGCACUACCACCGACUCUCCUGUGUCGCCUGCCCAAGCGGCCUCUCCAUUUAUUCCAGUAGAUGAACUUUCAUCUAAGUGAUUCACCCACCCAUCCUGAGACUCGGUUUUUUUGUUCGUUUGUUUUCUGUUUUGUUUUUGUUUUGCAACGGAGAGAAAAAAAAAAAAAUCAAGUCGGAGCAAGCACUGAACUUUGUCAAUUAAUUUGAGGCUAUUUCCUAUCUGACCCUCUUCCUUUUUUUUGGAAUUUCCUGAAAUGUUGUUACUCUAUAGAACUUUUAUGUCAGGUUUCUGCAGAUGCCCUUGAAUUCAGUGUAGUAAUAUUUUCAGACGUUUUCCAAUAAGUGUGUUGAAGCAUACGUCUUUAUGCUGCUAAUAUGUUUAAAUACAUAUGUUAUCCCUUGAUUUUUUAAAAUAAUUGAGAGCUCUAUUUAUUUAUGGGAUUAUUAAGUUCUGAUGCAAAUAUAAAUGUUGAAUUAAUCAGCAUAGUAAACUGAUGUUUUAAAAUUCCAUAUUUCAUGCCCACACUAAUUUUUAAUGUUAUUUUUCAGUGAUUGCUAAUUUCUAUUUGAUGAAGACCUUAGCUGUUUACAGCGAUUUUUUAAAAAUAUGUUAGUCAUAACAUAUCAAUCUAGUGGUUGUUUUAUCCAGGAAACCUUGGAUAUUUAAUUUUCUGGGUACACAAGUGGCUGGGAGGGGGAAUGAUGAACAAAAUAUGAAAGUUUGCAACAAAUCUUUUUAAAUUAACUAUAUAAACUAAACACUGAAACGCAUUUUCUAAUGAAAUUUUAAUAUUAAUUCUAAUAAUUUGUCCAAAUAGAACUACAGGAAAGUUUAAGAAAAACAUUUUUUAAACCAGAAAGUGCAUUCUCUUGGGUAUAAUCCUGAAGGAAAAUGGGACAGUGCCUUGCAGUCUUAGCCCAUUCUACAUAGGCUAAGACCAGGUUCUUGGUACCACUGCAAACUUGAAAGUUUCUCAAAUGCAGAAAAUGUGGGAAGCCCUGUUGAACUUCAUCAGAGCACCCAGGCAGAUAAGUCUCUCAAUCAUUGAUAUGCUUUAAAAUAUCCAGUUGUGCCUCAGUGAAAAAUCCUUGCCAACAAGGAGCCAAAGCAGCUUUUGGCUGCUUUUCUGCUCUGCCCAUCUGUCACCUUCCUGGUUUUCCCUGGCUCAGGAAGGAAGCAGCUGUUUCCUUGCCAACAGGUCCUUCCUCUCCAGCUCCCAUCAAACUAGGGCACCAUCGGUUAGACAGAGGUACGGUGUGACUUGGAUUUCUGACAGUGUGCAACAACAGAACUGUGGAAUUGUUGCAGGAACCUGUGUGGUUAAAGCCAGAGCUGGAGUUGACUGCCUUGGGGAUUGCUAAUUGAUUAAGGGUCAGUGACUUGCAAGAAAAAAUCAGUGGAGAGUCACAUAGGUAGAUCAUUAUUUAACUUAGAUUUUAUUAAAGGUAGAAUUGUAAAAUGUUCUUUUCUUUGCCUUUUACAACUAAGACAAAAUACAGAAAUAUUUAAUAUCAAAUGUUUUUAUAUCCUGCUUCCUAUAUCUUCCUUUAUUAGAUAGAUAGAAUGGCAGACAAAAGGGGAAGGGGAAGAAGUAAAAGAGAGACCAAGAUAAAAAGCUCCAGCUUUCUAAGUUACUGCUUAUAGAGAUUUUAACAAUUAUGUGGAAUUUUUACGACUGUGAGAAUAAAUGGAACUGGUCAGCUUUUGAAAGUUGCCUUAAGAAUUCAAUGAAAUUCUAUCUAGGGUAAGAUUGUAUCCAUAGGCUGAAAAUACUCUGUUCUGGGUAGUAGUUCAUGUACUCCAGUCCUGACCUUGUUCCUCCAGUUCAAACCUGUAUAGCCAGCUUCCUGGUGGGUACCUUGACCUGCUUCCGGAGGCGCUUUAACCUCAGCAUCUCCAAAGCAAAAUUCAGUAUCAUUGAACCUGUUCUUGAAUUACCUAAAUUGAUGUCCUCACUAGCUGAUAUUCUAAACUAGAAACCAUGGGAAGUGUCUUUGACUUUUCCCUUUACCCUAUCACAUCCAGUGUAAUCGCUAAGUCCUGUCUCCUGAACUGAAUCUGAGACCUCUCCCCUUCUCUGUUCUUUGCCUCUGAUUAAACUUGGGUUCCAGCCCAAGUGAUCUCGCCCAUUUUCCUGCCACCCUUCUGGCCCAGUCUUCACUCUGCCUCUAAAGUGAUCUUCCUGAAAUAGAAGCUUGAUUGGUUUUUCACCCUCCUGCUUGAAAACUUUAUGUGCUUCCCCAUUUCCCACAGCGUAGGGAAUGCUUUCGGUAACCUGGCAUAUAAUAAGGUCCUUCAUUCAUUCACUGGGCGUACUGUAAAACAGCUUUACAACUCUGCUCUUCCCGUCUGAGCACACAUCCUUCCUUCUUACUCUGCGAACACUAGACCCCUUGAUCUUCUUUAAAUACGCCGUGUACUUUCAUGUGUUUGUGCCUUUGGAUGGAUUGUUCUUCCCCCAAAAAAUGCCAUUCCUGUCCUUUUCAGCCAGGCAAAUGCUUUGUUUCUUUUUUAUUGCAUGUUAAUUUAACUAUGAAAGAAUGUAUACCUGCUGAUUAUAAAAGUAUUUAAACAAUGCAGAUAUCUAUAUAGCAAAAACUAAAGUCUGCCUUUUACUUUGUAAAAUUCAUCUGCCCUU